AUGGUUGCCUUUGGUAAAAAGCUCAAGGAACGGAGCAUUCAAGAAUGGCAAGGAUAUUACAUCAAUUACAAGUUGAUGAAGAAGAAAGUGAAGCAAUAUGUUCGUCAAUUACAAGGAGGAAAUCAAGAGCGUCGCAAUGUUCUUAAAGAUUUCUCGAGGAUGCUCGAUAAUCAGAUCGAGAAGAUCGCUCUUUUCAUGCUGGAGCAACAAGGAUUGCUUGCAAGUAGGCUACAGAAACUAAGGGAAUCGCGCGAUGCUCUCCAAGAGGAGCCGGACAUUUCUCACGUAGCUAAUCUAAAAGAAGAGUAUAGAGCUGUUGGACAAGAUCUUCUCAAGCUUCUGUUUUUCAUCGAGAUGAAUGCUAUUGGUAUCCGUAAGAUACUGAAGAAAUUCGAUAAACGGUUUGGUUUUAGAUUCACAAACUAUUAUGUCAAGACUCGAGCUAACCAUCCUUACUCUGAACUUCAGCAAGUCUUUAGACAUGUGGGCCUUGGAGCUGUUGUUGGAGCCGUAUCUCGUAACCUUCAUGAGCUUCAGAAUAGUCAUGGAAGCUACUUAUCGAUUUAUGAUCAGCCUGUUCUUCCUCUUCAUGAUCCUGUAGUGGACUCAAUUAGAGCUGCAGUGGAUAGGCUAACACGUUCAACAAACUUCUUAAACUUCAUGGCGCAGCACGCGCUUAUAAUUCAAGAAGAGUUACCGAGUCCUCAAGACGAGGAAGCGGAUGAAGAAGACGGGAGAUAUCACUUCAUGUCUCUCUUGUUGAAUUUGGUCAACACAUUUCUCUAUAUGGUUAAUACUUAUAUCAUUGUCCCUACAGCUGAUGACUAUUCCAUGAGUCUCGGUGCAGCAGCAACGGUCUGCGGUGUUGUUAUUGGUGCUAUGGCUGUGGCUCAACUAUUCUCUUCGGUUUACUUCAGCGCUUGGUCUAAUAAAUCUUACUUCAAACCGCUCAUAUUUAGUAGCAUUGUCCUCUUCAUUGGGAACUUGUUAUAUGCUUUAGCUUUCGACUUCAAUUCUAUAGCGGUUCUCUUGAUUGGCCGGCUUUUCUGCGGUUUGGGGUCGGCUAGAGCAGUGAACCGGAGAUAUAUAAGCGACUGUGUACCGUUAAAGAUCCGAAUGCAGGCUUCAGCUGGUUUUGUUAGUGCAAGUGCUCUAGGAAUGGCGUGUGGUCCUGCGCUUGCCGGUCUAUUACAAACAAGAUUCGAGAUCUGUAACCUUACAUUUAACCAAGAUACAUUGCCUGGUUGGGUUAUGGCAGUUGCUUGGCUUUUCUACUUAGUCUGGUUAGCUAUUUCCUUUCGGGAGCCUGCGCGUGAGCCUGAGGAGAUUCAUAAUACUUCAGAGGAGUCUCAUAAUAACUCCGAAGCUGUUGAAGAUGGGAAUCUGGAGAAAGGUUUGCAACAAAGAUUGCUGCUUACAUCAGAAGAGAUCGAAGAACAAGUUGAAGAUGACUGCGAUGGAAGCGAAAAAGCGUCUCAAGAUUCACGUACACCUGCAAACUCCAUUGUAGCUGCUUACAGACUACUCACACCUUCAGUUAAGGUUCAACUGUUGAUAUACUUCAUGCUUAAGUAUGCAAUGGAGAUUCUUCUCUCUGAAUCUAGUGUCAUUACCACUUACUAUUUCGGUUGGUCCACGAGCUCGGUUGCGAUCUUCUUGGCUUGUCUCGGUCUCACGGUUCUUCCUGUAAACCUUGUUGUUGGAAGCUAUAUAAGCAACAUGUUCGAAGACCGGCAAAUUUUGUUGGUGUCAGAGAUUAUGGUCUGUGUAGGAAUACUUCUCAGCUUCCAUGUGGUUGUUCCAUACACUGUACCACAAUACGUUUGCUCAGGACUCAUUAUGUUUGUUUCGGCAGAAGUUCUUGAAGGUGUUAAUUUAUCGUUGCUUUCGAGGGUUAUGUCGUCGAGGCUAUCGAGAGGGACUUAUAACGGAGGACUGCUUUCGACGGAGGCAGGCACGAUCGCACGAGUGAUUGCGGACGUGACGAUUACCGUCGCCGGUUACUUUGGAAGGAGUAUGCUUUUGAAUGUCACUCUGCUUCCUUCUCUGGUCAUUUGUGUUCUCUCUAUCGUAGCUACUUGUUUUACUUAUAACUCUUUGUAUUAG
This is a messenger RNA of Arabis nemorensis, 2106 nucleotides long. NCBI's taxonomy places the organism in Eukaryota, Viridiplantae, Streptophyta, Magnoliopsida, Brassicales, Brassicaceae. The record is from the annotation of a GenBank genome assembly.